Lodderomyces orthopsilosis Co 90-125 is the source of this 1875-nucleotide messenger RNA. It is a transcript of the gene GCD6, whose product is annotated as translation initiation factor eIF2B catalytic subunit epsilon. Gene Ontology annotation, biological process: biosynthetic process. Gene Ontology annotation, cellular component: eukaryotic translation initiation factor 2B complex. Gene Ontology annotation, molecular function: translation initiation factor binding; translation initiation factor activity; guanyl-nucleotide exchange factor activity. The transcript has a single exon. Lineage: Eukaryota; Fungi; Ascomycota; Pichiomycetes; Serinales; Debaryomycetaceae. Bases 1 to 1875 code for a protein of 624 amino acids. The record is from RefSeq and is a predicted model, not a curated record.
AUGGCACCUAAAGUCAAGAAAACAACACAACAGGAUGAGAAACUACAGGCAGUUGUGCUAACCGACUCCUUUGAGACUCGGUUUUCGCCAUUAACCACAACCAAGCCAAGAUGUUUAUUACCUUUAGUCAAUGUACCCUUAAUCGAAUACACCAUGGAAUUUCUUGCCAAUGCCGGUAUAUCGGAAAUCUUUCUUGUUUGUUCAUCACAUGCUGAUCAAAUACAAGACUAUAUUGAGAAAUCGAAAUGGAAUGCCACUGUUAUCUUGUCUUUGGAGUCACGAUCAAUUGGUGAUGCCAUGAGAGAUAUUGAUAAUCGAGGAUUAAUAACUGGUGAUUUUCUUUUAGUUACAGGUGAUAUUGUUAGUAAUAUUGAUUUUAAAAAAGUAUACAAUUUCCACAAGAGCAAAAAGGCUCAAGAUAAGGAUUAUAUGAUGACGAUGAUUUUGACUCAAGCUUCACCAUUACAUAGAACUAGAUCUCACAUUGAUCCAGCGGCAUUUGUCCUAGAUAAUAAAACGGACAAGUGCAUCUACUAUCAAGACUUGUCCAAAUCAUCAAUUGAUAUUGAUCCUGAAUUGAUUGAAGAUGUUGAUGAAUUUGUCAUUCGUAACGAUUUAAUUGAUUGUCAUGUUGAUAUUUGUUCACCACAUGUACCACAAAUCUUCCAAGAAAACUUUGAUUAUCAAUAUUUAAGAAGUGAUUUCUUACGUGGGGUGUUAACUUCGGAUUUAUUGAGAAAAACAGUUUAUACAUUUAUUAAUCAAGAUUAUUCAGCUAGAGUGGAAAGUUGGGGUACUUAUGAUGCAGUCUCCAAGGACAUUUUGGCAAGAUGGUGUUACCCUAUUGUUCCCGAUGUCAAUUUAACUGAUACGUCAUACACUUUUGAAUUUAAUAACAUCUACAAGGAAGAAAAAGUCUUACUUGCACAAUCGUGUAAAAUUGGUACAUCUGUUGCCAUUGGAAGAAAUUCAAAAGUUGGUGAUGGAAGUAGUAUUAAGAAGUCAGUCAUUGGAAGAAAUUGUGUUAUUGGCAAAAAUGUGUCCAUAUUGAACUCAUAUAUCUGGGAUGAUUCAAUUAUAGAGGAUGGAGCAAUCAUAGAGUCCGGUAUAGUUGCAUCAUCAGGUCGCGUUAAAGAAUCAGCGACAAUUUCCAAUAGUGUCAUUGGAUUUAAUGUCAUUAUUGAUUCUGGUGCAGAUAUAACUAACAAUAAAAUUUCCGAAGAUGAUGGAGUUGAGAUUGAGGGCAUGUUAUCACGCUUGAAACUUCUCAAUCAUUCGGAUGAAUCAAUUGCAUCAAUCACCAAAAAGAAGAAACGCACUCAUUCACGAACUAGAAGAUUUUCAUCCAACUCAAUGAUGUCGGAACCUGAGGAGGAUUUCAGCGUUGAAGGUGUGGCAACUGUUUGUCGAGCAAUUGAAAACAACCAUGAUAUUGACACUGCCCUUUUGGAACUAAACACAUUACGUAUGUCAAUGAAUGUCAACUACCACGAUGUUCGAAGUGUAACCACAGAAGCUAUUUUAAAGAAAAUUGUUGAUUUUGUAUCAACUGAUACAUUGAAACCCCAAGAAGCGGCAACCAAAUUAUUCAGUCAUUGGGGUAGAAUGUAUCGUCGACAAACAUUCACUGCGGAAGAAGAAGUCGAUUUAUUAAAUAUAUUAGAGGAACAGAUUACCGAUUUAGAUUCCGAGUAUCAUCAAGUGGUGCUUUUUUGUGCAUUGAAAACAUUGUAUGAUUUAGAAAUUGUUGAAGAGGAUAAUAUACUCAAAUGGUGGACUGAAGGCGACGAGGAAGCUCAAGUCAAGGGAUUGGCUAGUAAGUUUAUUAAUUGGCUAGAGGAGGCAGAAGAAGAUAGCGAAGAAGAAGAGGAGUAG